Messenger RNA from Suillus clintonianus, 909 nucleotides. RefSeq lists its product as uncharacterized. The coding region runs from base 1 to 909 and encodes 302 amino acids. The record is from RefSeq and is a predicted model, not a curated record. NCBI's taxonomy places the organism in Eukaryota, Fungi, Basidiomycota, Agaricomycetes, Boletales, Suillaceae. The transcript is spliced from 9 exons.
AUGCCUGCUCGAAACACGCUGUUUGCAACGGCUUGCGCUGCUCAACGUAGCAGUACGGAGCUCGUAAUUUACUCUCGUGACGCUCGUCAAUGUGUUGAGAUUGCAUAUCCAAUCUCCAGAGGUCUCCGCAUUGUACCCAGCGGAAUUGCAGCAUACUUAAUGCGGCGGCGCUGCUUUUGGGAGUGUUUUUGUGGCCUCGCGCACGACCGUCCCACUCCAGUACGAUUUGUCACUUCAGCGGUUGGUCACACAAAGGUUGUUUGUCAUUUUCGAGACCACCGCUGCAGAUUUUCCAUCAACCUUAACGAGACACACCAUACGGCGCUGCUCGAAUCCUCGUACCAUGACUUCCCAACAGAAGUUCAAGGAGAUGUUCCUGAUAUUGAGCUGUUGCUUACUGCCUUUCGGACUACCAUUACCGGACUACCAUUUGGCCACGCUGAAAUCGCGCCAUACUUUGUUAACUAUCUCGGCUCACACUCAUCAAUGCAUUUGCGGCCAUCUGCCAGGACUCAAAGCCUAUUACCCUUCUUCAACUUCGAAGUGACUGGAAAACAGCGCCAUCGUUCUGGAGGACAGACUUUGCAACGUACAUUUUCUCCACCCAUGAAGCUUUUUAUUGAGGAUUUGUUUUCCUUACGUGUACAACACAAGAGGUUUGGAAUCAAGGCUGGUAAAGACAUUCAGUUCGAUACCGAAGAUAUCUUCCGCGUGUUUGGUGCAAUUACAGAACAUGAGAUACAAGAAUGCAUCAAGGUUCACAAACAUCUCACGAUCAUCGUCGGGCUUUCCGGGAAUAUGGCAACCAGCGAGGCUGAGCAGUUUGGCUCUUCUUCUAAUGAAAACCAGAAGCUUCAACCUACUACUGACAUUCAAAUUUGUCCUCGGUUCCGAAUUUUGGUGAUAUAA